Messenger RNA from Protopterus annectens (West African lungfish), 2590 nucleotides. RefSeq names its product nibrin (gene NBN). Gene Ontology annotation, cellular component: nucleus; Mre11 complex. The transcript is spliced from 16 exons. NCBI's taxonomy places the organism in Eukaryota, Metazoa, Chordata, Ceratodontiformes, Protopteridae. The record is from RefSeq and is a predicted model, not a curated record. Gene Ontology annotation, biological process: mitotic G2 DNA damage checkpoint signaling; double-strand break repair via homologous recombination; telomere maintenance. The coding region runs from base 58 to 2415 and encodes 785 amino acids. Gene Ontology annotation, molecular function: protein binding; damaged DNA binding.
GGCACUAAACGUCAUGUGAAGCUUAUGUGAAGAUUAACUAGAGAACUAUAACCGAGGAUGUGGAAGUUAAUUCCUUUUGAUGCUACAGGGGAGACUAUUCGACUGCUGGCUGGUGUGGAGUAUGACAUUGGCCGUAAAAACUGCUCAGUAAUUCUUCAGGAUGAUCCAUCAAUUAGUCGAACUCAUGCAGUUUUAUCUGUCAGUCACUCAACAGCAAAUCUAGGUCAUGUUUCUUCACUCCCUGUGUUGACAGUAAAAGACAAGUCAAAGUACGGCACGUUUGUUGACAAAGUCAGAUUGCAGACUGAAGUUCCGAAGACUUUGAAUGCAGGAGACAUUGUUACUUUUGGAGUCUAUAACAGUAAGUUUAGGGUGGAGUAUGAGCCACUAGUUCUUUGCUCAUCUUGUUUGGAUGGACCUGGGAAGACUGCCUUGAGUCAGACAGUUCAACAGCUUGGUGGCCAUAUAGUUAACAACUGGACUGAUAGUUGCACGCACCUGGUUAUGACAACACUGAAAGUCGCAAUAAAGACCAUCUGUGCCUUCAUUUCUGCCCGACCAAUAUUAAAACCAGAUUAUUUUACUGAGCUUCUGAGAGCUAUUCAGGCCAAAAAACAGUUGCCCAGUUGUGAAAGCUUUCUUCCUCCACUGGAUGAACCCAGUCUUAAUCCCGAGGAUGUGGAUACUUCUGUCCGUCCAGAAAGAAAAACUAUUUUUAGGGGAAAGACAUUUUUGUUUAUGAAUGCCAAGCAGUUCAAAAAGUUGAGUCCUGCCAUCAUUCUUGGUGGUGGAGAAGCAAAACUGCUGGACGAAGGUAGUAAAGAUACAUCUUUACUUGAAACAGCUUGUGUUGUAGAAGUUGGCUGUACAAAUUCACAAUUGUCUGUAUCUGAAACAACAAAAAAAUGGACGGAGUCAAUCAUGGCUGCACUGCAGAGAAAAGCACUUCGAGCCAUCUCAGAAGCUGAAAUUGGACUGGCAGUAAUAUGCAUGUCCACAGAUGUUUAUUGUAAUCCUAGAAGCCCAACAGCAGAUAUUGGGGCAGCUUCUAAAACAAUUCCUGGGCCCACGCUGUCACAGAGCACAGCUGUGGAAGAGACCGUCAUGCCUGGUCCAACACUGAAUGUCACAGCAUAUGUACCAAAUACUGAAUCAAGUCAGAUUGUUGAUCCAAGGCUUGAAAUCAGUGGUGUAGGAGCAGUGAAAGACACCCCAGAAAAAGAACAGACGAGCAAAGCUGCUUUGCAAGAUGUGCCUGCUGUAAAGGAAGUGACCAGCACUAGAGGUCCCAUGAAUACAGCUGUGCCAUUGUUCAGCUUGGAAGAUGAUGUAAAGAAUGAUAGCCAAAGAAACUGCACUGGCUUGCAAAGGAAGUCUGCAGGUCACUUCUCAGGUCGAGAGUCCACUAUGUCUGGAAGAAGUAAAGAACGGGCUUCACAGCAACAAUCGAACUUGUUGAGCAACUAUUUCCAGCCCAUUAACAAAAAGAGAGGAAGAGACCUGGAAACAGAUGUUUCUCAAACUAAGUUUGCACGAUUAGAACAACAAAGACCAUCCUCCCCGAAUCAGAUAAACUCAUCAAGUCUGUUUGCCCAGAAAACAGAAGAAAGCCAGAUUUUUAGCUCAAGUGAUCCAUUUACAAGGAGUAUUAAAAACAAAGGUUCAGCUGUGCAGUCCUGUGAAGUGUCUGACUUAUCAAAUGCUAAAAAUCUGGUUUCUGAUAACACUAUAAAGAAGAACAAUUUUACAGAUAUAAAAAUUGCUCAGACAAAGAGAAAAGAAGUUGAUGACUUGUUCUAUGAUGAUGAUUUACUGCAGCAGGAAUUUUCAAGUGAAUUGCAUGAAACGAAUGUCAAUCCUUCAAACCAGAGUCAGGGAGAUGGACUUAAUGCAAAUAAGAAAAGAAAGUUAGAACCAAAAAGUGUGAAGGAAGAAAAGUCCUAUGAUUUCACUGAAAUGAAGAGCACAAAGAGUUCAGACAAUGAAGUUAAAGAAAAAGUCCCAGUACGAACGAAAGCAGAGCAGGAGCUGUCAAAAUUUGUUAAGAAGGAGGAAGCAGAUACUAAUGGAGUUCUUCUGGAUGACGAAUAUAAUAAUCUACCUAACAAGCUAGUACAAGUUAAAUUUGCAUCUCUGAUCGUUGGCUGCCCUAAACCAGCUAAAACCAGCUCAAAUCCUGACAGUGGGGAAAAGAAGAACUUUAAGAAGUUUAAAAAGGUGGCCUUUCCUGGAGCUAGUGAUCUUCCACAAAUUAUUGGAGGAUCUGAUCUAGAACCUCAUCAGACAAAAAAGAAUUCGGAGUUGGAGGCUUGGCUAAGGCAGGAAUUGCGGGAACAAGACCAGCAUGCCAGAGAAGAAUCUCUUGCUGAUGAUCUGUUUAGAUAUGAUCCUAAAAUGGCAAAAAGACGCAGAUAGAGAAAUGGUCAUUAAAGAUUGCAGAUGAGGAUAUGGAUUGUAAAAAAGAUCAUAAUGCCUUACAUCUUUUUAAUUCCGUUUAACCAUACAGAUGGCUAAACUGCAGACAUUUUGUACAGAAUCUCAUAAACACUUGGACUAAAAAUAUAUGCAAAUAAAUAUUUGUAUUAAUAUA